Lactuca sativa (garden lettuce) is the source of this 2292-nucleotide messenger RNA. Lineage: Eukaryota; Viridiplantae; Streptophyta; Magnoliopsida; Asterales; Asteraceae. The record is from RefSeq and is a predicted model, not a curated record.
AUCACAUUAUCAUUUUUGCAGUUUUUCCAAUUUAAAUUCCCAUCCCGGAGUCAAUUUAGAAAUAACGACGGGACCAUCGAAGGAUCGGAGCCCGUAACACAAGCACCUCUUCUGCUUAUUUACUCCUCCAGUCGCAGGGGCAAAAAGUAACACUCAUGUCAUCUUCGUUCCCUUCUCCAACUCCUCCGGCCACCGGAGGUGUACCUACCUCCGUAAGAGGAAAAACAUCGCGUGGGUCGAGCAGUGUUUCACGAGACAGCUCAGCAAAAACGAUGGUCACAGAUCAAAUCUCGCAAGCGGUUCUCUCUACCUCAAAUCUCCUUCACAUCAUGCUUCAAUCGUCUCCAUCUCAGCAGGACAAACUUGUAAAGCUUCCUAAAAAUCUUUUGGCUAAAGCGUCUACAAUAAGGAACACUCAACAGGUGUUGGAGCAGAUGCCUUUGGUGAUUUCAUCCUUAGAUGCACACAUGGAUCAUGGGUUACAGAGUGUCCCUCAUCUUGAAACUGUAACACGGUUGCUAAGCAACAUAGAGAACAGCCAGCUCAAGCCUUUGACUUUGACUGAUGCUCCACUCUUGAGAGAGGAACCUAGAUCAGACACUGGCACAGCACCAGAGGCAACCCAAAUCACAUCACUUGACUAAUACUUUUGUAGAUAACAUGGUUUUUGCAACAAUAUAUAUAUAUAUAUAUAUAUAUAUAUAUAUAUAUAUAUAUAUAUAUAUAUAUAUAUAUAUAUAAAUGUCUGCUUAGUGUGUUCUUUGUGGUUGAUCAAUAAACUUUUGGUUAAUUGGUUUCUAAGGCAUUUAAUUUUAAUAUUUAAGAAACAUUAUGCCUUCUCUUACUCUGGUCUGACAGACAUAUCCUAAGACAUCUCACAUGAAUAAUGUUUAUGGUUGAUUUCUUAUAAUAAACCACACCAUUAAUUAAACUCUAGGUAGGAGUUUUUUUGUUAAACUCUACUUGAAACAGUUUUAGGAUUAUUAGCUUUUUGUUUAAAUUAAAAGUUAAAGCUCCUAUUGCUGAAUCAUAUUUUUUUUAAUCUAAAAGCUUCAAAAGCAUUGUCAACUCCUAAGAGAGUAUAAAAUUUCAAGUUAAUCAUAUCAUAUCAGAUUAUAUUAUAAAUGAAACAUUUUUCCAUUCAUCAAAUUCAUUUGAAAAUUCCAUUACAUUUUAAGUUAUUUCUAGUAAUAUUAAAAUUAGUUAAAUAAUAUUAAGUAUAUGCAAAAAGAACAUCAACCUAAACAUAAAAUUAUAAUUGUUUGGAAAAUCUAUUUGAUUCAUAAGCAUAAAAUGUAUACUCUAUUUAUAUUUUCUAAAUGAAUUCAUUUUAUAAAGAAUUUUUGAAUCGUGUGUGUCUAUAUAUAUAUAUAUAUAUAUAUAUAUAUAUAUAUAUAUAUAUAUAUAUAUAUAUAUAUAUAUAUAUAUAUAUAUAUACACACACACACACAAAUGAGAACCCCUAAAGUUUAAGAACCCUAAGAACCUCUAAACUUAAACUACAAAAUAAGAUGUGGGUUAUUUUUCUUGCAUCCAAACACUCCCAUUCACCUUCAAAAUCUCAAACACAAAUCCUCCAUUUAUCAUCAUCAACUACCACCAUUGCCGCCACUUACCGGUGCCACCGCCGUUGACCGAAAUUGGUUCCAGCCAUCGUCACCACCAUAUUCCAACAUCAUCUUUUUCUCCUUAUUUUUUUUGGUGAAACACCACCAGAUCUACAUCAGAUCUGGUGUGUUUGAUGCAUUUGAAGUCUAGAUUUACCCCACCACCACAUCAUAUUUACUUUACCACUGAUUUUCACUACCACUAAUGUUUAUAUUUGUGAGCUCUGAUGACACAUCUUCAUUUCGCCUCCAUCUUUUUUUCUCUCGAUCUCCAUGAAAGACCACCAGAUCUGUUCAGAUCUGGUCCACCAUCACCUCUACCAACAAUAAAGAUCUACGACUUUUGACGAGAUUGACGGUCUAGAUCUGAGAUCGAUGUCAACUGCCACCAUAACUACUGCCUUGCCGCUCCGGUGUAGCACCGCCAACUCAACUCCAUCUUUUUUUUCUCUGAUCUUUAGUGAAACAACACCAUAUUUACAUCAGAUCUGACUUGGAAGAAAUAAUGGCUACUAUGUUGAUACAGGUGGUUGGUGGCGGCAUGUGGUGGUAGAGGUUGAGUUUUUCGACUUCUUUGAAUUAGUGAAUUAUUGUAAAACAGUUUGUAUUAAGUUGUGAAUUUUUUACAUUAAAUUGUAAAUUGACUGUGUAAAUCUGUAUUUUAUAUAAGUUUUGUGUUAAAAUA